Cuscuta europaea is the source of this 1253-nucleotide messenger RNA. The record is from the annotation of a GenBank genome assembly. NCBI's taxonomy places the organism in Eukaryota, Viridiplantae, Streptophyta, Magnoliopsida, Solanales, Convolvulaceae.
CGCAAAAUGAAAACAAUGGUCAAUUCCGUCGUUAUUUACUUAUUUUGUAGCUGAGGCCAUUGACCAGAACUUGACCGCUAUCAUCACCAUUAUCCGAGCCGGAGACGAUGAAUCUGCUACCUAGCGGAGGCGGAGGAGCCCCACUUUCCUCUUCCAACCGAUGUUCCCUCAAAUUCAAUCGCCCCGUAGCUCAUCUUUUCUCUUCCAUUCCCGACCCUGCUUCCAGACCCAAGAUUCGCCUCAAGCCCAUCACGCUUGCUAGUCCCGAACCGGGAGCGUCUCGCCGCUCUGCUACCUCGGCUGCUCCCAGUUCAACUCCAUUCAACGGAGCUGAUGAGGAUACAAUCUCUUUUGUCUCUCAGGAUGAGGUUCCGAUUGAAGGUGUUAUCCAGUACGAGAAACCCGACUCUUCUGCUUCGUUUUCCAGAUGGAGUAAAGUGGCUUUGCUAGCUGGUGGGGAUGUGGCGGCUUUGCUGUUGUUCUCCGCAAUUGGAAGAUUUAGUCAUGGUUUUGCGGUUUUUGACUCUGAGACAUUGCAAACGGCUGACCCUUUUAUUGCUGGGUGGUUUUUGAGUGCAUACUUUCUUGGGGGAUAUGGAGAGGAUGGCCGAGGAAUGAAUGGUCGAUUCAAAGCUUUUAUUGCUGCAGCAAAGUCUUGGUCUUUAGGUAUCCCGUUGGGUGUAAUCAUAAGGGCUUUAACUGUUGGUCACAUACCACCAGUUAACUUUAUAGCAGUCACCAUGGGAAGCACUGCUGUAUUACUUAUUGGAUGGAGAGCACUGUUAUUAAGCAUUCUUUCUGAUGACCAGAAGAAGACCAAUGAUGUAUAUAAGCGUGGUAGUCCAUUUGAGCUUUUUGAGUUACUCAUAUCCCUUGUUAGAAGAUGGUAAAUGAUGAGCUAGGCAGUGCAGCAAUGGCAUUCUUGUCUGAUGUAUAUUUUGCUGCAAUCUCAAGUUGUACUCCUUCCAUAUCACCAAGUUGGGGCCAACAGAAUCUAACAGUAUUCAAGUAAUUCAACCAAAUCUGGGGAGCAUCAACAAUAUUUCGAAGAACAUGUGUCACUGUAAUUGUUUGGCGGAUAUAUACUUUCCAGAGUAAAUUAAUUAUUUUGGAAAUAAAAAGUUGAUAAAAAGGGCAGAAAAACAUUGACAAUGCAUUAUACUACUUUUCUUUGGUUUUGGAGCUAACUAGGGUUUCUGUCUGGUUCAUGAGGUUUAAAUAGUACUCCGUAAUAAUAUUGAAACUAGUCGUUA